UGUAGCAGAGACUUACAGAGUGGGGACGUCCGGCUUCGGAGCGGGAGUGUUCUUUGCGCCAGCAACUAAAAAGAGAAUUAAAUAUGGGUGAUGUUGAGAAAGGCAAGAAGAUUUUUAUUAUGAAGUGUUCCCAGUGCCCCACCGUUGAAAAGGGAGGCAAGCACAAGACUGGGCCAAAUCUCCAUGGUCUCUUCGGGCGGAAGACAGGUCAGGCCCCUGGAUACUCUUACACAGCCGCCAAUAAGAACAAAGGCAUCAUCUGGGGAGAGGAUACACUGGUGGAGUAUUUGGAGAAUCCCAAGAAGUACAUCCCUGGAACAAAAAUGAUCUUUGUCGGCAUUAAGAAGAAGGAAUAAAGGGCAGACUUGAUAGCUUAUCUCAAAAAAGCUACUAAUGAGUAACAAUUGGCCACUGCCUUAUUUAUUACAAAACAGAAAUGUCUCAUGACUUUUUUAUGUGUACCAUUCUUUAACAGAUCUCAUACACCAGAAUUCAGAUCAUGAAUGACUGACAGAAUAUUUUGUUGGGCAGUCCUGAUUUAAAACUAAGACUGGCUUGUGGUUAAAUGAAUAUGUUCAGUUUUUGAAUUUUAAUAGUAACUCCAAUUCAGUAAAUGCUAUCACUGUUUACCCCUUUUAAA
Molecule: messenger RNA, 640 nt
Organism: Symphalangus syndactylus (siamang)
Lineage: Eukaryota; Metazoa; Chordata; Mammalia; Primates; Hylobatidae
Product: cytochrome c-like
Molecular function (GO): heme binding; electron transfer activity
Source: RefSeq, a predicted model, not a curated record